Cynoglossus semilaevis (tongue sole) is the source of this 2746-nucleotide messenger RNA. RefSeq names its product mitogen-activated protein kinase 4 (gene mapk4). NCBI's taxonomy places the organism in Eukaryota, Metazoa, Chordata, Actinopteri, Pleuronectiformes, Cynoglossidae. The record is from RefSeq and is a predicted model, not a curated record. Gene Ontology annotation, molecular function: MAP kinase activity; ATP binding. Bases 1040 to 2299 code for a protein of 419 amino acids. Gene Ontology annotation, biological process: protein phosphorylation. The transcript has 8 exons.
GAAGUCACGAGUCACAAAUCUUUCAUAUGACUCGGGAGUCACGGGUCAUAUGAAAGAUUCGUUCAUUUUGAACGAAUCACUAGCGAACGACACAUCACUAUCGCUUACAGUAGACCCGGCUCUUGAGCCUCACGCUCGGGCUUAUCUCAUCUCGGCGGAUCUCCCUCCUCUCCACUCUCCUCUUCUUGCGGUGACGACCACUGACACUGAACACACACACACUCCCAGAGUCCUAUCUCUCCCUCAGAGAGAGCGGCAGAAUGAAGGCUGCGGCUUCAAUCCGCAUGAGCAGCAGCAGCAGAUGUGCUGUGAGUGUUUUUCUAUAAUGAGUACAUAACCUGAUGGAAGCAGAUUAGUGGAGGAUUAUAGCACAGUUUGAAGGAUUUGACUGCUGUCCAACUGUGGAUCUGACUCCUGAUAAACUUUUGUCACUGGCCGAUUCAUUGACUGAGACACUCUGGUAACAUGGAAGAAGAUGAGGAGCCAACAUAGACUCAUUGAAUUUUGAAGAACAACACGAUACCCUCCUCCCCUUCCUCUGACUCAGCACUAGAGCCUUGGACAAAUGAGGAGAGUGGACCUGCAACAAACAUCCGAGUGUGCAGAAAAAGCAGAUGCGUGCCGAUCUGGCCGUACGCCUGUUGCUGUCAGAACUCCAACUUGUGGAUGUUUGACUAGGAGACAUAUCACUGACGGAGGCAAAUGAUCAUAUUCUUUUUACAUAGUUCCACAUAUUUUGAUCCUUUUUGACCAUUUUCUAUUGGAAACUUUUCUAAUUUGUUUUAAUCAUUUUAAUAGUCAGACUUGGACACAAGAAAAGUCAUUUCAUUGGUUUUAUUUUCUGCUCCAUAUUUACUGUACCGUAUGCACCUUAAUCCCAAAGAAAGUCAGGUCCAUAGUUAUUAUUCUGGACUCACCAGCAGGUCAAGGCACUGUACACAUCAGCAGUUUUACUUCAGAGUUUCUAAUAUCUGUGAACAACGUCAAACAAAACGGAAACCCAUCAUCAUCUGUUUCUAGCACCUCACACUGAGCUACCAUGGCCAGACAGGACAUUCCUCUCUUCUUCCAUGCUUUCGAGCUCAGUGGUCACUUUGUUGACCUCCGACCCCUUGGUACUGGUGUCACUGGCUUGGUACUUUCAGCUUUUGACCAGCGUAAUGGGCAGCGUGUGGCGAUUAAAAAACUUGUAAUGCGUGACACCGUGACAGUGAAACAUGCCUUGCGGGAGGUCCGGAUCACACACCGGUUGUGUCAUGAAAAUGUGGUCCAGGUUCAAGAGGUUUUAGCACCAUAUGGACGCCCAUUGCCCCGAGACCCAGCCCAUCUCAGUGCCAUGUACAUAGUCCAGGAGUGCAUGGAGACGGAUCUGGCUCGGCUGCUGGAACAAGGGCCGCUUCCCACAGAACAUGCUACUCUGCUGUUCUACCAGCUGCUGAGAGGACUCAAGUUCAUCCACUCAGCCAACGUCCUGCACAGAGACCUGAAGCCUGCCAACAUAUUCAUCAACACGGACCAACUGCUGCUCAAGGUCGGAGACUUCGGGAUGGCUAGGAUAGUUGACCCUCACUAUUCUCAUAAGGGCUAUCUGUCUGAGGGUCUUGUUACCAAGUGGUACUGUUCCCCUCGUCUACUUCUGUCUCCAAACAACUACACCAAGGCCAUUGACAUGUGGGCUGCAGGCUGCAUACUGGCAGAGAUGCUUACGGGACGCAUGCUAUUUGCAGGAGCUCAUGAGCUGGAGCAGAUGCAGCUGAUUCUUGAUUCAGUACCUGUGUUGAGAGAAGAGGACAGAGAAGACCUGCUGCAGGUGAUGCCUUCAUAUGUUAAUCGUGAAUGGAGGAUCAAUAAACCAUUUUAUGAACUCCUGCCUGAAGUAGACGCACAAGCUGUGGACUUUCUAGAAAGGAUCUUAACAUUUAACCCCAUGGAUCGGCUGACAGCUGAGGCAGCAUUGUCCCAUCCUUUUCUACAGCAGUACUCCUGUCCAGAGGAUGAGCCCACCUCCCUGCACCCCUUUCACAUUGAGGAUGAACUGGAGGACAGGCUCAUCACUGAGCAGAACCUCAGCAACAGUCAGGCCUCCAGCAUCCACUGGGACAAGUACGCAAACAGUUCGUCAGAUGUGUGCUGGGAUCAGUCAGGCAGGAGGUGUUGGUGCAGGCCUCUGGGUCACAUGACCUCUGAACUGGGAGACACAACCGAGGACGAGGAAGUGCAGAGGGACCCUCGAGCCAGUAACACCUCAGUGAUAGAGGAAGCUCAGGUUUUUAUUAAAUUUGCUUCCUAUCUUUUAUAAUAAAUUUUGAUUUAGCGAUCUACAGAUCACUGAAGCCUAAUUCUGUGUAACUGUGCAGCCCUCAUUUUUUGCAGCCCUCAUUUUUCAUUAUAUUUUCAUACUUCAUACUGUUCAAUGCAUUUUAAAACUUAAAACUUUUGGAUUUUUGACUUGCAAUAACCUUUAUUGAUCUGCAGAGGGAGCCAUUUAGGUAAUUUAAACACGCUUUCUUGAACAGCGAAGGAUGCUGGAACGUCGUUAUUGUUUUAUGUAAAUAUGACCUACUAACUUAGUCGAAACAUUUUCUAAAGAACAAGCAUCUCAUGACAGACAUUGCUGCCCCCUACUGAGUCAAUGUUUUAUACAACGCAACUUCUAUUCAAAUUGAAUGAGUGUAGUUCUAUUUUAUUUUUCAGUUAAUUAUUCAAUAAGUUAUUUCCUACUAUACAAUACACAUAUAGCGUCAAU